ACCAGCUACCCCCGACUAAAGCCCAUGUCAUCAUCAGAUUCUUCAGAUCCUGUCUGUUUUGCUCAGCUGGCAGUGGCACGAAGGGGCAACACCCCUGCUAGUAUGGGCCCUGCUGGGGGAGCAGGUCAUCAGUCCCACCUUGCAGGUUAGGCUCCCUAGGGUGACCUUGACCAGGGCCUUUGCAGACAGUCUGGGCCCAGAAGAUCCAACAGUUCCACCGGCUGCCUUGGUGAGGGGACUGAUCUGACCCUCCUGGACCAUCUCGAGAGGAGACAGAGUGACCGGACAAGAGGGAGCCCCAGUGAGUGUGGCGGCAUCCUGUGUGUUGAUUGGCCUUGGUCCUCACAGCUCCAAAAAGAAACAAGAUCUCGAUAAGCUCUAUGAGCUGAAGUCCAAAGCUCGGCAGAUUAUGAACCAGUUUGGCCCCUCAGCACUUAUCAACCUCUCCAAUUUUUCAUCCAUAAAACCAGAACCAGCCAGCACCCCUCCACAGGGCUCCAUGGCCAAUAGCACCACUGUGGUAAAGAUACCCGGCACUCCUGGGACAGGAGGUCGUCUUAGCCCUGAGAACAAUCAGGUUUUGACCAAGAAGAAGUUACAGGACUUAGUAAGAGAAGUGGAUCCUAAUGAACAGCUGGAUGAAGAUGUGGAGGAGAUGCUGCUGCAGAUCGCUGAUGACUUCAUCGAGAGUGUGGUGACAGCAGCCUGCCAGCUCGCUCGGCAUCGCAAGUCCAGCACCCUGGAGGUGAAGGACGUCCAGCUGCACCUGGAACGCCAGUGGAACAUGUGGAUCCCAGGAUUUGGCUCUGAAGAAAUCCGGCCCUACAAAAAAGCUUGCACCACAGAAGCACAUAAGCAGAGAAUGGCAUUGAUCCGGAAAACAACCAAGAAAUAACACACAGAAAGGUCAGGGUAUGGACCUGUCCAAUGUAUUUGGAGAUACUUGAGCUGAGACCUCAGCCAUCUCAUCCUUGGAGUUUGUUUGUUUUUUUUUAAAUGCUUUACAGAGAAGCAUAUAUUUUUUAUUAACAGUGCAGCAAUAUCUAUAAUGACUGAGAGGAUCUGCCAAAAGAAUAAAGCCUCCUACCCCUAACUUCCAGUCCCUUUUCCCUGCCGUCUCAAAGAGGAGCAGUAUAUCUUCCAGAGAAGAUUUUAUUUGUGGUUUAUUAUAUAAGUGAUUGAAUGUGGGACAAAGCAUUAUGGUCUUAUUGGGUGAGACAGUAUUAGGAUUUGUAGAGGGUUUUGUUUCCUCCUCCCUUCCCCUUUUCCCUGUACUUUGUAAUGUCAGUGUUUAUAUGAAUAUGAAUUUGAUUUGCUUUUCCA
Fukomys damarensis (Damara mole-rat) is the source of this 1323-nucleotide messenger RNA. It is a transcript of the gene Taf12, whose product is annotated as TATA-box binding protein associated factor 12. Gene Ontology annotation, biological process: DNA-templated transcription initiation; RNA polymerase II preinitiation complex assembly. The record is from RefSeq and is a predicted model, not a curated record. The coding region runs from base 410 to 895 and encodes 161 amino acids. Lineage: Eukaryota; Metazoa; Chordata; Mammalia; Rodentia; Bathyergidae. Gene Ontology annotation, cellular component: SLIK (SAGA-like) complex; transcription factor TFIID complex; SAGA complex. The transcript has 6 exons. Gene Ontology annotation, molecular function: TBP-class protein binding; protein heterodimerization activity; DNA binding.